AGGUAAUUUCUGGCGCUCCGCCAGCGGUCACUCUGAACACGAGUUCCAAUUUGUUCUGGAAAUGGAAAUUGACUUGGGAUUUGCAGAAAAAGGCGACGAAGCCUGGCUGAGCAAUCGCUACUUCCCCAGCAAGCUGGGCGGCCAGCCCGCCUGGCUGGAACUGGAGGCCCUGCCGCCCACGUCGCAGCUGCAGUGCAACAAGUGCCGGGCGCCCAAAUCCUUCCUGGCCCAGCUCUACGCUCCCUUCGAGGACGAGUUCAACUUUCACCGGUCCAUCUAUGUGUUCCUGUGCCGGAAUCCCGACUGCCAAGAGGCCCAAAGUGCAGGCAAUUUCACAGUGCUGAGGUCGCAGUUGCCUCGGACGAAUAAGUUCUUUUCGGAGGAGGAGCCGAGCGACGUGGGAGAACCCCUGUCUGCCGUUCCCUGCCCGAAGAAACUGUGCGCCGCCUGCGGUUGCCAUGCUCCCCACGCCUGCAGCAAAUGCAAAGCCAUACACUACUGCUCAUCGGAGCAUCAGAGGGCCCACUGGCCGCAGCACAAGCCGAACUGCGGGGCAGCAGGAGAAACCACUGAGAAGCCCUUAACACAAAUCGUUUUCCCAGAGUUUGAGAUUGUGAUGGACAGCAAUCCCGUGGAAUCUGGCGGGGACAAGGACGACGAGGCACGUUUAGCGGAGUUUCAGGAGCUGGAGGCCAGUGGAAAGACGGGUGACCUAACCAAUGUUUCCGAGGCGGAGAUGGACAAGUACUUUGGAAACUCGGCGGCCGCCGAUGACAAGACUUUCCGUCAAUUCAAAAAGCAAAUAGCAGCCGAACCUGAUCAGAUUGUGCGCUACAAACGUGGAGGCCAGCCGCUCUGGAUCACCAAUACAGUCAAAACGGUGGAGGAGCAACUAAAGAAGCUGCCCAACUGCACCGCUUGCGGUGGAGACCGUCAGUUCGAGUUUCAAAUCAUGCCGCAAGUACUGACUCUUUUAGAGGACGAAAACCUGGACUGGGGCGUCCUGGCCGUCUACACUUGCGCCAAGAGCUGCCCCAUCGAUGGCUACGUGGAGGAGCUGCUUAUCAAGCAGGACAUUGUGGCGGAGGAACAGAGUUGACAUUAAAAUGCGUACAUUUAAA
Messenger RNA from Drosophila erecta, 1121 nucleotides. RefSeq names its product programmed cell death protein 2 (gene Zfrp8). The transcript has 3 exons. The coding region runs from base 62 to 1099 and encodes 345 amino acids. NCBI's taxonomy places the organism in Eukaryota, Metazoa, Arthropoda, Insecta, Diptera, Drosophilidae. The record is from RefSeq and is a predicted model, not a curated record. Gene Ontology annotation, cellular component: nucleus; cytoplasm.